AUGCUUUCUCUGUUUCGCAAAUCAAAACCGAAAAAAUAUCCGUCUUGCAUCCAUUGGGGAUAUCUUCAGCCUCACCCUUGUCCUGGUUGUAAAGCCAGUGCGUCGGCGCGAAGAAAGUACAGAUGGCUCCUCAUCUUCUGCCUGGUGUGGCCAUAUGCACUCCAAGCGCUCGACUCUACAAUUGUUGCCAGCGCGCUUUAUUGGAUUGCCAAAGACUUUGACAAAAUUUCCCAGCAAAACUGGAUCGUUUCCGCCUUCAACCUCACGUCCUCCGCCUUCAUUCCAUUCUGGGCACAGAUUGCCGAUGUCUUUGGCAGAAACGUGGCCAUGUCUUCCUCGAUUCUACUCAUGGUCGUCGGAAGCGCCCUCUGCACAGGCGCGCCGACAGGCGUCUAUGCGGUGCUGCUUCUCGGACGAGCGCUCCAGGGCAUCUCCGCGUCCGGCCUUAGUGUCUUGACCCGGACAAUCCUCGCUGACAAGGUCUCUCUCGAAGAGAGCGCAAAAAGCUGGGCCAUCUUUUCCAUCGUCGGAGGGGUUGCCUAUGGACUGGGCCCUGUCGUGGGAGGCUUCCUUACCAAAGUCAACUGGCGCUGGUGCUUUGCCAUAAACCUGCCUAUUGGCAUCUUUAGUCUCUUCGUCGUAUUCUUCCUGCUGAGAAAACACCUUCUCGGUCCGCAGCCGAUUCCCGAACUCGACGAAACACUAAAGACUGGCAGGCGCACAAAAUUCCUGGCGCGUCUCAAAACCAUCGACUUUGGUGGCCAGGCUCUGUUCAUCUCGGGUUUCGGCCUCAUCAUUCUCGGUCUCACAUGGGGCGGCGCAACUUAUCCCUGGGGGUCUGUUCCCGUGGUUGCUUCCCUCGCCAUCGGCUUCGUCUUGCUUGCUGCCUUUAUCAACUGGGAGCGGCUGCUGGAACCUGGGCGAUCCCUUGCCGAAAGACUACCCAAGCAAAAGCCCAUGAUCCCCUGGACACUGCUCUCUACCAAGGACAUGGGACUGCUGUUCUACAUUGAGUGCGGCACGGGCAUCAGCAUGUUCUCUGUGCUCUACUUUUGCAACACAUUUUUCGUGCGCGUCAAGAACUACGAGGCCGACAAGGCAGGCCUGCAGCUGCUGUGCUUUGUGCCGGGCAUUGGCGUUGGCGUGUACAUGUGCGCAUUUCUCUGCAACAAGUGGCCACGCAUGACGUACCCGCCGCUGCUGCUCGGGACUAUCAUCGAGACCGUGGGCGUCGCGUGUUUGGCCUGGGCGAUGCACAGGGGGCACUCGCCAAUCAUCUUUGGCAUGAUGGCUCUUGCGGGUGUAGGCAUGGGCCUAAAAUUUAUGGUGGCACCUCUUCACGGCAUUGGUCUCUUCAAGGCACAUCGCGCAUCCGUCCUGGCGCUCGUCGGAAUUGCGGUGCCUUUUGGCGGCACGCUUGGCCUUACCAUUAUGUCCGCGGUCUUCAAUAACACAUCGGGGCUGGACGUGAAGUAUGGCGACUAUUCGGAAGACUCGGUCGGCAGCGUCAAGAACGGUGUGAUUUGGGCCUAUGUUUCCAUUAUUCCGUUCAUGGCCCUGUCAUGUAUUGCGUGUCUCUUCAUGGGCAACGUGAUACUUGGCAAAGAGAAGUCCACUAGUGGCCAGAAGGAGGACGUCGUGAUUCGCGAGCCGUAUCUGUGGUACUUACUUCGAGGUAAGACGUCGCGUCACGAUGACAGAGGUAUGGUGAUGAAACCACUUCACCAGAGACAGCCAUAUAAAGAGAUACUCCCUGGGGAAGCUGUUUGA
Molecule: messenger RNA, 1770 nt
Organism: Akanthomyces muscarius
Lineage: Eukaryota; Fungi; Ascomycota; Sordariomycetes; Hypocreales; Cordycipitaceae
Exons: 3
Coding region: 1-1770 (589 amino acids)
Biological process (GO): transmembrane transport; basic amino acid transport
Cellular component (GO): fungal-type vacuole membrane
Molecular function (GO): basic amino acid transmembrane transporter activity
Source: RefSeq, a predicted model, not a curated record